Salarias fasciatus (jewelled blenny) is the source of this 4120-nucleotide messenger RNA. Its product is annotated as acetylcholinesterase-like. Gene Ontology annotation, cellular component: plasma membrane. The coding region runs from base 122 to 1894 and encodes 590 amino acids. The transcript is spliced from 10 exons. Gene Ontology annotation, molecular function: acetylcholinesterase activity. Gene Ontology annotation, biological process: acetylcholine catabolic process; choline metabolic process. Lineage: Eukaryota; Metazoa; Chordata; Actinopteri; Blenniiformes; Blenniidae. The record is from RefSeq and is a predicted model, not a curated record.
GCGGAGUGGGCCAGCCCAGCAGGCGCUGGACGGAGGGGAUCCACGCCUUCCUCAUCCCAUCACCGCUGUGUCCUCAGUCACCCCAGACCGACAACAAACCGCUAACUGACAAGAAUUUGCCAUGGCGACAAUCUUUCGCUUUACACUGGCUGCUCUGUUUUUUGUAUGGCUUCAUUUCCUGGCUUUAGCACUUGCUACUCAGGAUGACCUUGUUAUCAGCACCCAGCAUGGGAAAGUUCUGGGGAAGCUGGUGAAUGGGGACGUUAGAACAUUUCUUGGAGUUCCUUAUGGGAAGCCGCCUAUUGGAAAACUGAGAUUCAAAGCUCCCCAACCAGUGGAAAGAUGGGACGGUGUGAAGGAUUGCACCAAAUUCUCAAGUUCCUGCUAUCAGCUGCCUGAUAAGAAGUUUCCAGGAUUCAAGGGUUCGGAGAUGUGGAAUCCAAACACACCUCUGAGUGAAGACUGCUUGUACCUAAAUGUCUGGUCCCCACGCGUCAACAAGACUCAGUCUCAGCCUUCACCGCUGGCUCCUGUUCUUGUGUGGAUAUAUGGAGGUGGAUUUUUUUCAGGAACAGCAUCCCUGGACAUUUAUGAUGGCCACUUCCUCAGUAAAGCCGAAGGUGUUGUAGUGGUGUCAAUGAAUUACAGAGUGGGAGCUCUUGGUUUCCUAUCUUUGCCUGACAACAACAACAUCAAUGGCAAUGCAGGCCUGCUGGACCAGCGCUUGGCCCUUGAAUGGGUGUCCAACAAUAUUGCUGCUUUUGGAGGCGAUCCUUCAAAGGUGACUCUGUUUGGGGAGAGUGCUGGGUCGGGAUCUGUGGGCUACCACCUACUCUCUCCUGGCAGCCAGCAUCUUUUCCAAAGGGCUGUGAUGCAAAGCGGCUCACCUAAUGCACCCUGGGCCAGUAUCAGCCAGGCUGUGGCCUGGGACAGGUCCUUGAAACUGGCAUCUUUGCUGGGCUGCCAAACAUCUCAUCCGGCAAAGCUUGAAAUUUGUCUUCAGCAGGCUGACGCUCACUCUAUCAUAAACAAGCAACACGACGUCGUCGCCAAGCCUUCACUCUUCACCCCACCCUUUCCCCCACAUGCCGAUGGAGAGUUCCUACCAGAUGAAGUUGAAGUGUUACUAAACAGUGGUAAAGUCCCAAAGAAAGAACUGAUGCUCGGCGUAACCCAGGACGAAGGGACCUUUUUCCUUGUUUACGGGGUGCCUGGUUUUGACAUCGUCAGCGAGAGUCUCAUCACCAGGAAUCAGUUCCUGAAAGGCCUGCAUCUCACGCUGCCCAGCACAAGUGAAGUCAUUAGAGAAGCGGCCGUUUUCCAGUAUACUGACUGGACAGAUGUGACGGACAGGGUGAAGAACCGUGACGCAAUGGGCAGCCUGGUUGCAGACCAUAUGUUUAAGUGUCCAGUGGUAGACUUUGCUCACAGAUACUCCCAGAACGGUGGUAAAACUUUCCUAUAUUUAUUUGACCAUCGCUCUUCUGUAAAUCCUUGGCCGGCCUGGAUGGGUGUUAUGCAUGGCGAUGAGAUUGAAUUUGUCUUCGGUUUGCCUCUGAAUGCAUCUCUGGGCUAUACGAAGAAUGAAGUCAACAUGACCAGGAGGUUCAUGAAACACUGGGCCAACUUUGCUCGGACAGGGAAUCCGGGAACUGAUGGCGCUCAGUGGCCCGCUUUCACCCAGGAAUACCAGGAGUAUGUCACUCUGAACCACCAUCUGCCACAACUGAAGAAGAUGAUGAGAGCUAAAGAGUGUCACCUGUGGAAUCAUUUCAUACCACAAAUGCAGAAUGUCUCAGAUCAGCUGCUGUCCUGUAUGAACGCAAGUGGGAUUAUACUCCACUGCAAUUAUAUAAUUCUCCUCAUCUUACUGACUAUGACCUUCAUCUGUUGAUAUCCUCAACACAUCUUUCUGUGCAGGAGUUCAUGUCCUGUAAAGAGUGCAGCUUCGACAGAACAAAGAAGUAGCAGAAGUUGGCGGUUAUUGUGUAAGAAUAACCUGUGUGUAAGAAAUGUAUUUAAGCAAUAUUGCAUUAUACAAUGUGCAUUAAUCUUGUGAUAAAUCUGAAUUUAAGUCAUGAUAUCAGCUGUUAUUUUGAACUGCAGCUGACACUUUACACUGGUGUCUCCUCUAUGCGACUCUCCCAGUAGACAAAUAUAAAUAGUGACUAUAUUUAUCACUGGUAUUUUAUUUCAGUUCGCUUGUCACUUACAGUACAUGCAUACUCACUUAAUUGGUGCACCUUUUUUGGAAAAAAAAAAAAAAAAAAGAAACUUGUGAAUUCAGUAUUUGGCUGCUGACCUCAAAUGGUCACAUUAAACCUAAAAAAUGUAUUUAAAAAAGAUAAAUAGAAAAACUUUCUUGGUGAAAACUUUCCAUCGGUGAUAGUGGUGAAAAAAACUCUUAAUUUUAGUUUCUUCUUUGCAAUUUCUUUAAUUUCUUCAAAAACGAAAACCAGGGACGGUUUGAUCUGUGACUAAAAGAAUAAAUGAGCACAAAACCUGUGAAAAGUUAUUUUUCAAUAAGUUGCUACAUUGUUUCCGAUUUGACUAAUAGACACAGCCUUAAAAAUCACUUAUUGGUUCUUCACUGUUUUUUUAUUGCUGUGGCUGGAUUGGUAGAGUGGUAGUCUCUCAAUUGGAAGGUUGCAGGUUUGAUUUCCCAUCUCCCCGUGUCCAUGUGAGCAAGGCAUUGAACCCUGAUUUGCUCACAGCUGGAUGGAGUGAGUUUCUUGCAUGGCCAUUGGUGUGUCUCUAUGGGUGGAUAACAUUGUGGACAGCUUAAGCACAGGGAAUGAGCUUUAUAAGUGAGCUCCAUUUACCUUUUAUUACAUUUGAAAAAAAAAAUUUUUGAUUGAUUUCUUAAAAGAAAAAACACAUUUUGAAUGAAAUAUUGAUACUUAAGGAUAUAUUUUGAAUUUAUGGUUUCUUUUUUUAUGUAACAUGACAUGCUGGAGAAUCGUAUCUUGAAACAGCAGUAAUACAAUUAGAUUAACGUCAGAAGAUAAAUCUGAUUACAGCUGAGAGUUGUCAUCAACAUUAAUCAUCAGCACUUUUCCUCAAACAAGUCGUUUUUAAACUUUUACCUGCCGACUGAUUUGUUCUUCAGGAGGAGAAAAAGCUGCGUUUUUGCCAGCGCUGUCACUCACACGGCAUUGACGGAAGACAAGUCAUUUUGUGGCGUCUGCCCCAAACAGCCUCCAACCUGCCUUUACGACUUGCAAAAUGACAUUUUAUUCUUGCCGCAUUUUAGAAUAUUGUGGCAUUUCUCCUUCCCUUUGUCACCGAAUACAGACGUUAAUAAAUGGUGUCGCCAGACAAAGGUCAGACUGUUGCUGCAAAAAGCUAAUGAGAUGUUUCAGGGAAAUAACCUGCUUUGAUUGGAUGAUCCCAUGUGCUAUUGAACAUCUGCUGAAACAAGAGUAAUUAUUGUUCGAGUAUCUGAUACAAUGUGAUACAAAAUGAAUGGUAAUUUCCAUGGUUCUGAUAACUUUUCUUUUGACUUUUAUGACAUCUUUUGUCAUCACUGACAUUUCUUUUUAAAUGCGUGAACUGAACUUGUUAAUUGCUGAUUUAUUCUUGUCACUCAUCCAGCAGAAAGUCACACAAAUAAAGAAGUGAUGAAAUAUUUAAAUGAAAGCUUGAACUCACCUCUACAGCUUUCCUUUUUAAUUGAUUUUCUUAUAUUUAUAUUUUUUGUUAUCUCAUCCCUCUCUGAUUGUUUUUGAUUUAAUCAAUCCCUGCUAUAUUUGCAAUCUUUGGUGAUUAACACCAGCUCAUUAGCUUCUUUAUUUGAAUUCUUUAAGAUAGUUUUCUUAAAUUCUCAUUUAUUUUAUUAAACACUGAGAAUUGUUCAUAGUAUAACUUUUAAAUGUUUUUCCUUUUUUUAAUUCUCGUAUUUUUUUAAUUUUCUUGCAUAUUUUUUCAUCUUUCUGUCAAUCACUUUAAGCAUCUUCAAUUAACACAAAUGCAAAAAUGCUAAUCAAACAAAAUAUGAUAUAUUUAAACAUAGUUUCCCAUUUAGCUUUUAGAAACACUGAGAUGAUUCCUGACCAGUGUUUUGAGUGUGUACUUUAAGCCCAUCGUGGACUUUAUUAAAGGAAACAAUCGGUAAAAUGCA